GGGCGCUGUGUGUGUGUGUUGUAUGGUGGCCGGUCUGUCGGUCGGUGUGAGGUGUCGGUACCGCUCUGGUCGGUGUGAGGUGUCGGUAUCGCUCCGGUCGGUGUGUCAGGCUGGCGGGGAGGCGGCCGGUGUCGGAUCGGUUGGCCCAGCAGAGGCGGAAGAUGUUCUCUCGGAUCUCUUCCAUCCUGCAGCAGGCGGUGGAGGCGCUUGCCCCAUCGCUGCCGCUGCAGGAGGACUUUGUGUAUCACUGGAAAGCCAUCACUCAUUACUACAUCGAGACAUCCGAUGACAAGGCCCCGGUGACGGACACCAACAUCCCCUCUCACCUGGAGCAAAUGCUGGACAUUCUGGUGCAGGAGGAGAAUGAGCGGGAAUCGGGGGAGACCGGGCCAUGCAUGGAGUAUUUAUUACAUCAUAAAGUUCUGGAGACUCUCUACACCCUGGGGAAAGCCGACUGUCCGCCAGGCAUGAAACAGCAAGUCCUAAUGUUCUACACUAAGCUCCUCGGGAGGAUUAAACAACCUUUGCUGCCGCAUAUUAAUGUCCACCGACCAGUACAGAAGCUGAUCCGUCUGUGUGGAGAGGUGUUGGCCAAUCCAACGGAGAAUGAAGAAAUCCAGUUCUUGUGUAUUGUGUGCGCCAAACUAAAACAAGACCCAUAUCUGGUCAACUUCUUCCUGGAGAAUAAGGUGAAGCCCCUUCCAACAAUCGGAUCUUCAAACAGCCUCGGAGGACUUGUUGGGGGCGGCAUUGUGGAAGUACCUGCUAAUGACACAGGGCAGUCUCCUCCACUCGACCCCAGUGUUGGAGCAGAGGCAGGUGAGACUAAGAAUGUACCAGCAGCCCCUGCCAGUCUUGGCUCUACAGAUGAUGGGGCUGAAAGUGGAGUAUCGACCAAACAUGUACAGCAGGACUAUAACCUGGUGAAUUCCUUACUCAACCUGACCAAGAGCCCGGACGGCCGGAUCGCGGUGAAAGCCUGCGAGGGCCUCAUGUUGUUGGUGAGCCUGCCAGAAGCGGCUGCCGCCCAGUGCCUUACACAGAACACCAGUUUAUGUGAGCUGCUCACCAACCGGCUGACCUCCUUAUACCGUGCUCUGCCUCAGUCCAUCGACCCACUGGAUAUCGAGACUGUGGAGGGGAUUAACUGGGGCCUAGAUUCAUACAAUGUUAAGGAAGAUGCUUCAGCCUUUCCAGGGAAGAGAGCGCUCAUCUCCUUCUUGUCCUGGUUCGACUAUUGUGACCAGCUUAUUAAAGAAGCUCAGAGGAUGGCAGGUGCCACAAUGGCCAGGUCUGUGCGGGAGAGAUUUUUGGUUGGUGUGAUGGAGCCUCAAUUAAUGCACACGUCAGAGAUUGGCAUUCUUACAGCCACAUCGCUCCUGCACAGGAUAGUGCGGCAGGUGACAUCUGAUGCCCUUCUGGAACAGAUUGUCUAUUUUCUGCUGGGUGAGGAUCGAGACCCUGAGACACUGAGCGGGAUCCAAAAAAUUCCACUCCGCCAUCGUCUGAUUGAACACUGCAACCAUAUCUCUGAUGAGAUCAGUAUUAUGACACUUCGACUGUUUGAGCACCUUCUACAGAAACCCAGUGAGCACAUACUCUAUAAUCUGGUCCUUCGGAAUCUGGAAGAAAGAAACUACACAGAGUACAAACCGCCCUGUCCAGAAGACAAAGACAUCGUGGAGAAUGGGCAGAUCGCUGGAGCUGUAGAUUUGGAAGAAGACCCAAUUUUUACCGGUAUGUCUCCUGAAAAUACACUGUCCAAGGAGUGGCUGAGCUCCUCGCCUCCUGUCACCCCCGACCACCAGAAGAAUGAUGGGAAGACAGAGGUGCACAAGAUUGUCAAUAGUUUUCUCUGUCUGGUCCCUGAUGAAGCCAAGUCCUCUUACCAUGUGGAGGGCACCGGCUAUGACACUUACCUCAGGGACGCACACAGACAGUUCCGGGAUUACUGUGCAAUAUGCCUGCGCUGGGAUUGGCCUGGCUUAGCAAAGGCCAUUGAGAAGUGCAAUUUAGAGGCUCCAUUCUUCGAGGGACAUUUCCUGAAAGUCUUGUUUGACAGAAUGGGAAGGAUACUAGACCAGCCCUAUGAUGUGAAUUUACAGGUUACUUCAGUGUUGUCCAAACUUUCCCUCUUCCCUCAUCCCCACAUCCACGAGUUCUUGCUGGACCCCUACGUCAACUUGGCCCCUGGGUGCCGCUCCCUCUUUUCCGUCAUUGUUAGGGUGGUGGGAGAUCUGAUGGUGAGAAUCCAGCGUAUCCCAGACUUCACCCCAAAACUCCUGCUUGUAAGGAAGAGGCUACUGGGGUUUGAGCCGGACGGGCCAAUAGUUGAUCACAUGACUCUGUUGGAAGGAGUGAUUGUCUUGGAGGAGUUCUGUAAGGAACUAGCUGCCAUCGCCUUUGUCAAGUUUCACAGCUCUACUACCCCUUGAUGUCUUCGACACCCUCCGAUGAUGUCACAACUACGAGACCAAAUCUGUUUUUAUUUGUUUUUAAUCAUUGUGCAAGGACCAAAUCUUGGAAAGAAGGGAAUAUUGACAAAGUCUGUAGAGGGGCCCAGUGCUUAGUCGCUGCUCUCUCCUCCCACGUGGACCUGAUGACGCGUGACUAAGGGAAAAGCUGUCCCUCAUUGUCCAGGAGACGCUUUAAUGAUGAGUUCUUCCGUUACAAUUGAGUGUUUUACAGAACUUUAAUCGUGCCGGGAGUUCUAUCUGAUGUCUGGCUUCUGCGCAUAAAAAAAAAAAAUUGUGUUAUUUUAAUUUCCUUGGAAUUACCUUUAAACCUGACUUUGCUGACGCAGUGGAAGGGGUUAAUUCCGAUGACGUUUACAUUACAGCGUGGUAAAUUGAGUGAGCAAUAUUACCACAUUCAUGGUCGUUAAAACUUUUACUUCACUUUAAGGGGCGCAGAGCCUGGAGCUGUUGGCUUUAAGGCAUCACUUUGCAAAAAAAAAAAAGUUUUAAAAUGCAUAUAUUUUAUAAUUAAAAACACGCCGACGAACCUCUCCAUCCAUAUAAAAUCUUUGUAUAGAAGCGCGUUUUGCUGUAUUUUACAACCACCACUGCAGCCUUGCUGUUCUGCAACAGCGAAAACGCACUCUGCCGCAGUGGAUAAAAUGGACUCCAUAGUAACCACAUGAUCCACCGCCAUUUUAUACCCCUCAUGAGAGAGCACAGCUGGACUGCAUUAUACAUAACCUGCUCUGGUGCCCAAUUGUGUCGCUAAUUAAUGUGCUGCUAGAUUCUAUACUGCCACCUGAUUUUUUUGUUUUUACUAUUUUAAGUCACUUUUCUUUGUUUUUUUUCUUUUUUUUAUUAAUGUUGCAAAAGUCUUUUUUUUGCGAUGCAAGGCUUGUAAAAAGAUAAUAUAUUUCAGGAGGGGAUGUGAAACAUUAGAUGUCGGAAACAGUGUCUUAUUUUAUCAUUUAUAUUCUGUAUAUAUGUAGCGUAUGAAUUGUAUUAUACAUGCAUAUAAAGCUUUUCCCUUGAAGGCGGUCAUUCAGA
This is a messenger RNA of Rana temporaria (common frog), 3506 nucleotides long. It is a transcript of the gene FHIP2A, whose product is annotated as FHF complex subunit HOOK interacting protein 2A. NCBI's taxonomy places the organism in Eukaryota, Metazoa, Chordata, Amphibia, Anura, Ranidae. The record is from RefSeq and is a predicted model, not a curated record. The coding region runs from base 162 to 2435 and encodes 757 amino acids. The transcript has 17 exons.